AGCAAUUGGACUGGAGCUUGCAAGUGGGAGAACGAUGGAUGAACGGAAUGAACGGAAUCCCCCAACACCAGACCCGCUCACACCCGGACCUUGCCUGCUGCCCUACAGGAGCUCCUCUAUAUAAAACUCUUCCCCGCAAUCCAGAACAUCUCGUUUAGCCCUUCCCUGCUCUUUGCACACUACCCUCGUCCACCUGUCGUUGCUAGCCAUGUCAGAUCAGCCUAACACUAAUAUCAUCACUCUCACUCGACAUGUCCUUGCAGACCAGUUCGAGCUUGGUCCUGUCGCAUCGGGAGACCUCACAUUACUCCUGACAGCCAUUCAGACCACUUCCAAAUUCAUCGCCACCAAUGUCCGAAAAGCGAGACUGAUCAACCUUAUCGGAUUGGCAGGAGAGACUAAUAUCCAGGGCGAGGAGCAAAAGAAACUCGACGUCCUUUCCAACGAUAUCAUGAUCAACUCUCUCAGAGCGUCAGGGAAGACAGCCGUCCUCGUCUCUGAAGAGCUCGACGAAGCCGUGUUCAUCGACGAGAAACAUAGGGGGAAAUAUUGUGUCGUAUUUGAUCCGCUUGAUGGAAGUAGCAACAUCGACGCCGGUGUGAAUAUCGGAACCAUCUUUGGGAUAUACCACAUACGACCAGAUUCGAAGGGAACACUUCAGGAUGUCUUGAGGCCUGGGAGUGAAAUGGUCGCUGCCGGUUACACGAUGUAUGGUUCUUCUGCGAAUCUGGUGCUCACCACGGGAAAGGGUGUAAAUGGGUACACGCUUGACGCGGCACUCGGAGAGUUCAUCCUCACGCAUCCCAACAUCCGGGUUCCCCCGCGAGGCAAGAUCUACUCAUUCAACGAAGGAAACUCCAUGUACUUCCACGAACCCGUCACCAAGUAUCUCAACAGCCUCAAAUACCCCUCAAACGGCAAAUUACCCUAUAGCGCACGAUACAUCGGGUCCAUGGUCGCCGACGUCCAUCGAACGUUACUUUAUGGUGGUAUCUUUGGGUACCCUGAUGACAAGAAGAGCAAGAACGGGAAGUUGAGGCUGUUGUAUGAGGCGUUCCCGAUGGCUUUUUUGACUGAGCAGGUGCGUGAUCUUGAGGUUUUGAAUGAUGUGUGGAAGGUGACUGGACUGACGUGCAUCUGUUUGUUCAUUUGGUUUGUUGUACAGGCUGGCGGUAUCGCGACUACAGGAACAAAACGGAUCCUGGAUAUCGUUCCAACAGAUAUUCAUCAGAGAUGCUCUGUCUUCCUUGGUAGCAAAGAUGAUGUCGCAGACUUGCAGAAGUUCUAUCAGCAAGAAGCUGCUGCAAAGGAGAAUGGUACCUCGUAGCUGUUACACAUGUGGCGCCGCUAUCGUAGCCUUAGUGACUAGGAGGAAGUCCAAGAAACCAAGCUGUAUAUCAUUUCUGCUGUAGUGUAUUAUAUGGAUUGAAUAUUGAUUCUCGUUAUC
This is a messenger RNA of Somion occarium, 1447 nucleotides long. The record is from the annotation of a GenBank genome assembly. NCBI's taxonomy places the organism in Eukaryota, Fungi, Basidiomycota, Agaricomycetes, Polyporales, Cerrenaceae.